Messenger RNA from Arabidopsis arenosa, 2400 nucleotides. NCBI's taxonomy places the organism in Eukaryota, Viridiplantae, Streptophyta, Magnoliopsida, Brassicales, Brassicaceae. The record is from the annotation of a GenBank genome assembly.
CUAUACGACAAAAGCUUACCUGCUUCCUCCUCUCUGAGUUAGUGAAUACUGAAAAAGCUUUCACAAUCCCUUUUGCGUCCUUCGCAAAACGGCUUCGUUUUCAUGUCGCUCUCUCCUUCUUCCUCGCCGGCUCCGGCAACUUCCCCGCCUGCCAUGUCAUCCCCUCCGGCGGAUUCCGUACCUGACACGUCACCACCUCCAGCUCCUCCUUUGUCUCCUCUUCCCCCACCAUUGAGCUCUCCUCCGCCGAUGUCUCCACCACCGCCUCUCUCGGCUCCCACCGCUUCCCCACCGCCUCCUCCGGUGGAAUCUCCACCGUCUCUUCCUAUAGAAUCUCCACCGCCUCCAUUAGUGGAAUCACCACCUCUUCCUCCGUUGGAAUCUCCAUCUCCACCGUCUCCUCAGGUCUCAGCUCCUUCCGGUUCACCGCCAUUGCCCUUCCUUCCCGCCAAACCUUCUCCGCCGCCUUCUUCACUUCCCUCCGAGACAGCUCCGCCGGGAAAUACGAUUUCUCCGCCACCUCCUUCACUUCCCUCUGAAUCAAUCCCGCCGGUGAACACAGCUCCUCCUCCACCGCCGUCUCCUCCUCGCCGCCGUAGUGGCCCUAAGCCUUCGCUUCCUCCUCCCAUCAAUUCUUCUCCACCAAAUCCUUCUCCGAACACUCCGUCACUCCCAGAAAAUUCUCCUCCACCUAAACCACCGGUCUCAACGACGCCAUUUCCCUCUUCAUCCACUCCGCCGCCGAAGAAGUCGCCGGCAGCAGCAACUCUUCCUUUCUUUGGGCCAGUGGGCCCAUUACCGGAUGGGACCGUAGCACCACCUAUUGGACCUGUUAUAGAGCCCAAGACGAGUCCCGGCGAAUCAAUAAUAUCUACGGGAACGCCACAGCCACUGGUACCGAAGAGUCUACCUGAGACGACGUCGUAUCACCGAUCUUCCGCCGGGUUCUUAUUUGGCGGUGUAAUCGUUGGAGCACUUCUACUAGUUCUGUUAGGUCUUCUCUUUGUCUUUUACAGAGCUACCAGAAAUAGAAAUAACAACAGCUCUGCUCAUCAUCAAUCCAAAACUCCCUCAAAAGUUCAACAUCACCAGGGCGGUAGUGCCGGUCCAAACCAGGCUCAUGUUAUCACAAUGCCACCUCCAAUCCAUGCUGCACCACCUAAAUAUUUAUCUAGUGGAAGCAAUGGUACUAAGGAGAACAAUUCUGUUGCAAAAAACAUUACAAUGCCAUCUGGAAUGUUCACCUACGAAGAACUUUCGGAAGCAACGUGUGGAUUUUCAGAGGCGAACCUUUUGGGGGAAGGCGGUUUCGGUUAUGUUCACAAAGGAGUGCUUAAAAACGGGACAGAAGUUGCGGUGAAGCAGCUGAAGAUUGGGAGCUAUCAAGGGGAAAGAGAAUUCCAAGCUGAGUUUGUUCCUAAAGAUACCUUGGAGUUCCACUUGCAUGGAAACAGAGGAAGUGUGUUAGAGUGGGAAAUGAGGCUCAGGAUUGCUGUAGGAGCAGCAAAAGGAUUAGCGUAUCUUCAUGAGGAUUGCAAUCCAACUAUAAUUCACCGUGAUAUCAAAGCAGCUAAUAUCCUUCUAGAUUCCAAAUUUGAAGCAAAGGUCUCUGACUUUGGACUAGCCAAGUUUUUUUCAGACACCAAUUCAUCAUUCACUCAUAUCUCUACUCGAGUGGUAGGAACUUUCGGAUACAUGGCUCCAGAAUACGCGUCCAGUGGUAAAGUAACUGACAAAUCAGAUGUAUAUUCAUUUGGGGUUGUGCUUCUAGAACUCAUCACUGGACGUCCAUCAGUUUUCCCCAAAGAUCCUACCACAAACCAGAGUUUAGUUGACUGGGCGAGGCCAUUGCUGGCUAAAGCAAUUUCUGGAGAGAGCUUUGACCUUCUUGUAGACCCGAGGUUGGUUAAGAAUUACGAUACAACCCAGAUGGCAAACAUGGCUGCUUGUGCUGCUGCUUGCAUACGCCAAUCAGCUUGGCUUCGGCCCCGGAUGAGCCAGGUAGUACGUGCUCUUGAAGGCGAGGUGGCCCUAAGAAAGGUCGAAGAGACGGGGAAUAGCGUGACCUAUAGCUCUUCUGAAAACCCGAAUGACAUCACACCACGGUAUGGAACAAAUAAGAGGAGAUUCGACACAAGUUCAAGCGAUGGUUACACUUCAGAAUAUGGAGUUAACCCUUCUCAGUCGAGCAGUGAACAUCAACUGAUGAAUACUUAGUUCACAGGUUCAAUAGGGUAAGUUUCACCACAAUUGUUGGGUUUUAGGAUGCAGUCACCUUUUGGGUUAACAAAAAAUGUUGUAAGAAAGUAGACUACUUCAUUCAUUUGUAGUUAAAGGUUCCGAGGAACACUGCUUGUGUUAAUUUGGGGAUUUGUUUAUGUAUAAAUUGGUUGUAAACUU